Messenger RNA from Vigna angularis (adzuki bean), 2841 nucleotides. Its product is annotated as ultraviolet-B receptor UVR8. The coding region runs from base 946 to 2550 and encodes 534 amino acids. Lineage: Eukaryota; Viridiplantae; Streptophyta; Magnoliopsida; Fabales; Fabaceae. The transcript is spliced from 6 exons. The record is from RefSeq and is a predicted model, not a curated record.
AGAAAAGAGAGACCCCUCCAUUUGAGGAACCUUAAAAUUAUUGAUUCUUCCAGUCACUCCCAUAAACCAUACAAAACUUCGAGUCUCUCUUUCUCUGAUUUUCACCUCUACGCCAUUUCAUCACAUACCAACAUCUUCUUUGUUUCGUCAUAAAACGUGAUAACCCUCUGUACAAUUCUCCAUCGAUGGUGAACACUCAAUUUGAGGAAUUGUUGUUGACCCCUCUCAUAAGUAAUCACCCUUUUUACGUGCCUCUGUUUCGAUCUAUAUCGAUCAUAAUGAAUUCCAUUCACCCAAAACUUGUUUACCAUGUUUUAUAUUCCGCUUCCCUUGAUUCUUUUUUCUUUUUAAUUUUUUGCUUUCCUCUUUUCAUGUUUGCGUAUCCAACAAGUGUACUUGUUCAUUGGGUUACUUGUGCUUCCCUGAUCUGGGAAAGUAAAAAAGAAAGGAAUUUUUGUUUGUGCAUGGAGAAGGGUAUUUUAAAUUUUGAUUCGUUUUGGUUGGGAUGAUCAACCUUUUAUUAGUGGCGAUUUUUCCAACUUCGAUCAGGAAAUUCUUUUUUUUUAUUAUGAUUGUAGAAUAUCCCAUCAUCUGGGAAUAGUAAACUUGUCAAAGUUCUAUUCUUUGGGUUCCUUUCAUCCUCAAUUUCAACCCCUCCUGAUUUUUUAGUAUGGUGUCUGUGAAAAGUAAAAUCUAUUUGUCUUUCUGAUCAUCUUCAGUUUCAUGACUAAAUGCUUUCUUUCUUGUGUCUUUGAUUUAUAUGGCGAUUGUAAAUGAAGACAAAUAAUCAUGUAAUUCAGCUGUAUUAAAAAAAAAGUCACUUUUAUAAGUAUGUUUUUUCUUUGUAGGUUUGAGGCCUGAGAUUUGCUAGUCAAAUACAUUCUUGAGAAGUGUUAGAUCCUCUCUUCUGCUGUGUUUGGGCACUGUAUAAAGUUGGCAGUGCCCAUGGAUGCCACUACCAGUGGAACCCCUACUAUCCAAUACCAUAACAUCCCAGAUCAGCCAAUUACCACUAUUGUUGCCACACAAUUGCCUACAUUUCAACGGGAGCAACGACAUUGCUUUGGGGAUUCCAGUCCAGGAGAGUUUCCCUUGUCUGCUAAUCCUUCCAUUGUUCUUCAUCUGCUUACAUCAUACGACUUGUAUGCUCAAGACCUUGCUAAACUUGAGGCAACAUGCUCCUUCUUCAAGCAGCCAGCAAAGUUUGAUCCAGAUUUCGAUUUGUCCUUGUCAGAGCUUGCUGCAUUAGACAUGUGCCAGAAAAGAGCCAUUUUUAAGCCAAUGACGACUCAACAACAGCAAUAUUUGAAGCAAAGAUGUGGUGGUUCUUGGAAAUUGGUUCUGAGGUUUUUGAUGGCUGGAGAAGCAUGUUGCCGAAGGGAGAAAUCACAGGCAAUAGCAGGUCCUGGUCAUAGCAUUGCUGUGACAUCAAAAGGGCUUGUGUAUUCAUUUGGGUCCAAUAGUUCCGGCCAGCUUGGGCAUGGCACCACUGGAGAGGACUGGAAACCUCGACCAAUUAGAGCUUUGCAAGGCAUCCGAAUUAUACAAGCGACUACUGCGACUAGGAGGACAAUGUUGAUCAGUGAUUCAGGGCAGGUUUAUGCCUUUGGGAAAGACUCUUUUGGUGAUGCUGAAAUUGGAACUCAAGGAUCUAAAUUGGUUACAACUCCACAGUUAGUUGAUUCUUUGAAAAACAUAUUUGUUGUGCAAGCUGCAAUUGGAAACUUUUUCACUGCUGUGUUGUCAAGAGAAGGGAGGGUUUAUACUUUUUCAUGGGGUAAUGAUGGCAAACUCGGUCACCAUACUGAUCCAAAUGAUCUUGAACCCCGUCCUUUGCUAGGAGCUCUGGAACACAUACCAGUAGUGCAAAUAGCUGCUGGAUUCUGCUACCUGCUUUGUUUGGCUUGUCAACCCAGCGGAAUGUCAGUGUACUCGGUUGGGUGUGGUUUGGGUGGGAAGCUUGGACAUGGCUCAAAAACUGAUGAGAAGUAUCCUCGUCUGAUCGAACAGUUCCAGCUGUUAAACCUGAAGCCGAUGGUGGUUGCAGCUGGUGCGUGGCAUGCAGCUGUGGUGGGGCAGGAUGGCCGUAUUUGCACAUGGGGGUGGGGUCGUUAUGGCUGCCUGGGUCAUGGUAAUGAAGAAUGUGAAUCUGUACCAAAGGUGGUGGAAGGGUUGAGAGAUGUCAAAGCAGUUCAUGUUGCUACAGGAGAUUACACCACCUUUGUAGUGGCUGAUAAUGGUGAUGUGUAUUCAUUUGGUUGUGGAGAAUCUGCUAGUCUUGGCCAUAACCCCGAGAAUCAUGAGCAGGGAGACAUGCAUGCAAAUGUGUUAAGUCCAAAGCUUGUGACUUCAAUGAAAGAGAUGAAUGAACGGGUGGUGCAGAUUAGCAUGACGAAUUCCGUAUAUUGGAAUGCUCAUACCUUUGCCUUAACUGAAUCAGGGAAGUUGUAUGCCUUUGGGGCUGGGGACAAAGGCCAACUAGGCGUAGAGCUUGGUGCCAACCAGACUGAAAGAGGAAAGCCAGAGCUGCUUGAUAUUGAUCUUAGUUAACUAUGUGUGCUGGUGUACCCCCAAUUCUUUACACCGUGUCAUCCUCUAAUUUAUGCUUACCAUGCACAGUAUUUAGUGUUUCAAUCUCUUGUUCAUUAUGUAAAUGCAUCGACAAGUUCCAAGCUAGGCAUCAGAUGAUAGGGGCCUCUUCUGAGGUUCUUGACAUUAAUCUUAGGCUUCAACUAGAUUAUGAUACUUGAAAAUGGUGAAGGUUUACAUACACUUCAUUCUUGACUUUUAUCAUUUGCUUAGAUCAAGUUGGUUAAGUUUAUUAAUUUGCGAUUCACUUGA